UCGCGUUUCCCAGCAGUUCAGAUGGCCACGCGGCCGGGUCUAAGAUGAGCUACUCCUUACAGCCGUGCGGUACUCGGUACUCGUCCUCGUCCUCGUCCACGUCCACGUCCUCGUCAUCCUCGUCUUCGUCUGUGUCUGCAUCUUCGUCCUGCCUUUCGGACCUCGUGUGUGGUGCGGUGGCAGCUGGUACUACUACUACUACUACUGCCCCUGGUGUGGCUAUCAUAGCCCCGAAAACAACUGGCCUGGCUUAGCCGCAAAAAGUAGAAAGUGAUUUAUUUGGCCAAAUGAAAUAUGCUCGAAUAAGUGAACCGACCAGCCCGGAAUCGAGUCAAUUAAAAUUCAAUUAUGCGACCAAAGAUGAAGGAGAGGCCGCGCAAGCGUUUGAAAAUUCGACCGAUGAACAAUUCCUGACUGAAACGGAAGUUUAAACUGCCAUAAAAGUGUGUUCCCCCCAGCAUAAUCCCUUAGCAAUCGAUCAUAUCACAAGAGUGAAGCGCAACAUAUCGUGUAGAAACAGAAACGGAAAUCCCUGUGCCGGACUUAUCGACUGCCAGGAUAUCAAAACUGCAAUUACUUUUACCCUUGUUAUCUUUGUUGCAAUUGUUAUAUCGUUCUCGUCGUCGUCGUCGUCGUCGUCGCCGGUUGUAAAAGUUCAAGAAAAGCGAGGAAAAGCGUGGAAAAGCAGAAAAGCGAAACUAAAACACUGUCCAAAACCCCCACCAAAGAAAAAACCCAACUCCACUCGACGAGCUUGUUCGAAUGGAAAUCAAUCAAUUGCACAAUUGGCAGAGUGCAUGUGGUGUGAAAAAGUGAAUUAAUUGCACAGCACGACUUCAAAGCCAAGAAACAUAGCGAACAGCAAUUUAACAAUUCAAAAAAUAAAAAUUAAUUGCCAUAAAUAAAAACACACACAUAACACGGCUGUCAUUUGUAAUUACAAAUGGGCCUGAAAAAGUAGCAUACAUAAUUCACAAUUACAAUAAAUUUUAAAGCAAAACUCAUACCUACAUAUAAAUAAAGCAAAGUAUUUGCAAUUAAAUUAUCUGUGAUUUUUGUCAACAUAUUAAAUAUUUUGCACGCUGCCGUGGUUAAACCAAAAUCCCCUGUUAAACGUAUCCAAUAAUUUAAAGUGAAUAGUGAAUAGUUGGUCACAGUGCGUUGGGCCUAAAGGCAAUUCUAUUCGUCGCCGGUUGUUCCGUUGUUCGUUUCGUUUGCAUUGUUGAUUUCAUCGUAGUGCUUUAAGUGUUGUAUAUCGGAAUCGGUGUCGCAUCGGGACGUGUAAAUAUCGAACAAAAUGGCAAUGGUUAUAUCGACGCGUGCCAAGCUCGUGAUUACCGCGCUGAUUCUCUUCUUCCUGCUCGGCAUCGUCCUCGUGACGGGCUCCACAAAGGGAUGGUUCAAUCCCAACCGCUACAACGGCGAACGGGUGGCAGCUAGGAUUCAGGCGACGGACAUCUUCGACGCCAGUGGAAUGCCCCCGGGACAGACGCAGUACACGCACGAGAGACCGUACCGCGGCAUCAAGGGCGAGAAGGGAGAGCGCGGCCCCAAAGGCGACAGCAUUCGCGGUCCGCCGGGACCUCCGGGUCCUCCGGGGCCCAAGGGUGAAACGGCCGCCUAUCCGCCCUUUGUGGAGACUACGAGUGCGGGGGCUAAAUACACUGGCGAGUGUACAUGUAACGCGUCUGAUAUCCUAGAGGCCAUUAAGGACAAUGAGUCGUUGCGGGAGACGUUGCGAGGAGCGCCCGGAGCGGCGGGCAAGGAUGGAAAGCCAGGUACCCCUGGUCACACCCAACCUGUGGAACGCAGCCUCUUCAAUGCGAUGCAAUACAUCAAAAGGAAAGCGGGAGCCACCGGAGUGCCAGGAGCCAGAGGCGCCCGGGGGUCCGAAGGUGCCCAGGGGCUGAAGGGCGAGCCAGGCGUCGACGGACUGCCCGGAGUCGUGGGUCCACCGGGACCACCGGGUCCGCCUGGUUUGCCCGAGAAUUACGAUAUAAAUUGGAAUCCAACCAGGACCUUCAAGGAAUCCCUAAUGGUCAACUCGAUGGGCACAUUCCGGGGUACGACGCAGCCGGGGGCCAAAGGUGUGCCCGGCGAGAAAGGUGAUGCCGGCCAGAAAGGAGAGCGUGGCGAUCCGGGUCACAAAGGUGCACACGGGCCCAGCGGCUCAAAGGGUGAGCCCGGCGAACCGGGAACACCAGGACUGCCGGGAUUGCCGGGACAGGCCGGACAGCCCGGCGGACUCGAGGGCCUCGCCAGCGCCAAUGGGACCAAGGGCGAGAAGGGCGAGAAGGGCAUGCGGGGUCGGCGCGGCGGAACGGGAGCCACUGGACCAAUUGGACCGCCCGGAAAACCCGGGGCCAUGGGCGAUAUUGGACACUCGGGCCGCCCUGGUAUGACAGGACCCAAGGGUGAGAUGGGUCCCAAGGGACCAAAGGGCGAUUCCAGUGGACGCGAAGGGAUCAAGGGUGACAAGGGCGACCGAGGUCAGGAUGGUCGAGAUGGCUUGCCAGGACCUCCUGGAAUACCCGCCACCGGAGGAGGUGAUGGUGACAGCAGCGGAGUGCAGUACAUCCCAAUGCCAGGACCUCCAGGACCUCCGGGACCACCAGGUCUGCCAGGUCUAUCGAUUUCGGGACCCAAAGGAGAGCCCGGCAUGGAGUUGCGAAGCAGCUUCUACGGCGAUGCUUCCUACUACGGGCGACCAGGAGCGCGCUCAUCCUUAGACGAACUCAAAGCACUGCGAGAACUGCAAGAUCUUCGGGAUCGGCCCGAUGGCACAGCCGAGACUCCACGGCAGCCAGGACACACCCGCAAGCAGCAUGAUGAAACCCUGGGUCUGGGUGAAGGCGAGGAGCCCUACUUUUCGGCAUCCUCAUCGAACAUGAACAUGAAGAUUGUGCCCGGCGCAGUCACCUUCCAGAACAUUGAUGAAAUGACAAAAAAAUCGGCCCUCAAUCCGCCGGGCACGUUGGCCUACAUCACCGAGGAGGAGGCUCUUUUGGUUCGCGUCAACAAGGGCUGGCAGUAUAUUGCGCUGGGAACCCUGGUCCCGAUAGCCACGCCCGCCCCGCCCACCACGGUGGCCCCAUCGAUGCGAUUCGACCUGCAGUCGAAGAACCUGCUCAACAGUCCACCGCCCCUCAUCAAUACGCCCACGUUUACAACCGCGCCCGAAUACGAAACGUGGUAUCCGCGAAUGCUGCGCGUGGCGGCACUGAACGAGCCCUCCACCGGCGAUUUGCAGGGGAUUCGGGGGGCGGACUUCGCCUGCUAUCGGCAAGGACGACGGGCCGGCCUCCUGGGCACCUUCAAGGCAUUCCUAUCCUCCAGGGUACAGAAUCUGGACACGAUUGUCCGCACGGCUGACCGGGAUCUGCCCGUGGUGAAUACCCGUGGCGAUGUGCUCUUCAACUCCUGGAAGGGCAUCUUCAAUGGCCAAGGUGGCUUCUUCUCGCAGGCGCCACGGAUCUACAGCUUCAGCGGGAAGAAUGUGAUGACGGAUCCUUCAUGGCCCAUGAAGAUGGUCUGGCAUGGCUCACUGCCCAAUGGAGAGCGCUCCAUGGACACAUACUGCGAUGCCUGGCACUCGAGUGACCAUCUGAAGUCAGGGUAUGCCAGCAAUCUGGAUGGCCACAAGCUGCUCGAACAGAAGAGGCAGUCCUGCGACAGCAAGCUGAUCAUCCUGUGCGUGGAGGCCCUUUCGCAGGAUCGCAAGCGCAAGAAGCGGGACCUCGACAGCAGCAGCUUCCGCAAUAGUCGCAGUCACAGCGAAAGUCACGGCGAGAGUGAAAGUCUGGAGUUCCACACGGAAGACGAGUAUGCAGCGCAUUUAGAAAAUUUACUGCUGUAAGCGGAACCGGAAGGAAGAAGAAGCAAGUCACACCAAGCCAUUCUCAUACAUAAAACAAAACAAAUCACAGCACACACACGUACAUUGAAUGUAAACGUAAAUCAUGGCCAUGCAUAUAAUCAGCGAAUUCCAAACAAAAACCAAAAAGAGAAUACUCAGACGACAGAUGGAUGUUGCAUAUAAAUACAUACUUAUAUUACCCGUGCGCAUACACACUACUCGUAGGUAAUGUCUAAUAUACUUCUACACGUAUAUCAUAAUAUAGUGCAUACCUAUAGAUAUAUCGUGGAUAUGUAUGAGUUGUACUUUAUGUUCAGGACAAGGCAAAGGCAAACAGUAAUUUUUGUACAAGCAGGAAAACGUAUUUGUAGUUUGUAAUCUGUAAUUUGUAACUUACCGAUAGCCGUAGCCGAACUAAUGUAAUUUUUGUAAUUACGUAAGCUCACCCCGAAAGAACCGACGAACAGCAGCGGAUCAUCCACGCCUACGCAAUACUGGCCAAAUUAGUAUCCUAUUUAGCUCGUAUGGCAAUGCACCCGAGAAUCUAUUAUCGAGAAGCGAGGAACUCUUCACAGGACCCUGUAUAUGCGUGUAUAAAUGUGUAUUUUUGUCAAAAGACUUCUAGGUGUGUGUACAAUAUAAGAAAAAAACCCAAGUGGUUACGAUACGAAACCGUUUUUAACUAUCGCAUGCAGCCCUUUCUGCCCGGUCUAUAUACAUUUCUAUAUAGGAUAUAUGUUUUACGAACGAUUUCUACUCCUUUCGUAGGCCUGAGAUUUUCUACAGCUAGCCCGCGAAUCCCACACAAUACUCGUAAUCGAAAUCGCUAUUCGGAUCGCAGUUUUUAUAUGCAUCAGAUGAGUAACGAUAAUGAAACUAUAGCGUAAUCCACUCACACACACAUAAAUACAUGCACAUCCGUGGAUGGUAAAUUCGUAAUUUAUUGUCAUUCGAUAACGAAUACUUAACUAAAUUCUAAUUAUAAUUACCGAGCAUAGUUAGUUACAUAUAAUGAUAAUUUCUUUUUGCAUUUAACCAAUGCAUUUCCAACUACAACAUUUGUAAUGUAAUUAAACGUAAUUGUAAUGACAGUUAAGGUAUUAAUUUAAAACAAUAAACCACAAAAGCAGAACACAAAAGCGAUGGGCGCGGUAGCCAGCCGCAAGGUGACAUUAUAUAGUACGAUUAAAGUAAAAUAUAUAUUUAGUGAAAUCAAAACUGAAGUGCAGAACAGAGCCCUCUAGUCCUAAGUCUAAAAUAUGGCGAGAAAAACGAGAGCAUAACAGAGAUACAUAAUAGCAUAAUAUAAUUGCAUAAUACGAAACAAUAAAAA
Messenger RNA from Drosophila subpulchrella, 5189 nucleotides. It is a transcript of the gene Mp, whose product is annotated as collagen alpha-1(XV) chain. The record is from RefSeq and is a predicted model, not a curated record. Bases 1298 to 3856 code for a protein of 852 amino acids. Lineage: Eukaryota; Metazoa; Arthropoda; Insecta; Diptera; Drosophilidae. The transcript is spliced from 22 exons. Gene Ontology annotation, cellular component: collagen type IX trimer.